AUGGGUUCAAUCAAGUCGGGCAAUGACCUAGGUCUUGAACUUGCCUUUGCAACCAACGGGAAAGUCAUCCUUACUGCGGAUGUUACUCUAAGGGGUUUAGGUGGAGGAUUCGUUCUUGCCGUUGCCCAAGCCCAACCCUCAAUACUUAUUCUUGCCAGUCGCAAUCUAGCUAAGAUUAAAGAAACAGCAAAGGCUGUUUUGAACCAAUCCCCCUUUGUUAGGGUUCUUACUCUUGAACUAGAUUUGGUGUCUUCAUCUGCGGUACGCAAGGCUGCCGACACGGUUAAUGUAUGGGCCGACGUCACUCAUAUUGACGUCCUCGUCAACAAUGCCGGGGUUAUGGCUAUGGAUUGGGCUUUGUCUCCAGAUGGAUAUGGAAGCCAAUUAGCCACCAACCACUAAGACCAUUUCUUGUUCACUAACCUGAUCAUGGC
Daldinia vernicosa is the source of this 434-nucleotide messenger RNA. RefSeq lists its product as uncharacterized. Bases 1 to 402 code for a protein of 133 amino acids. NCBI's taxonomy places the organism in Eukaryota, Fungi, Ascomycota, Sordariomycetes, Xylariales, Hypoxylaceae. The record is from RefSeq and is a predicted model, not a curated record. The transcript has a single exon.